This is a messenger RNA of Musa acuminata AAA Group (dessert banana), 2144 nucleotides long. Its product is annotated as scarecrow-like protein 15. Gene Ontology annotation, molecular function: sequence-specific DNA binding; DNA-binding transcription factor activity. Gene Ontology annotation, cellular component: nucleus. The transcript has a single exon. The coding region runs from base 361 to 1953 and encodes 530 amino acids. Lineage: Eukaryota; Viridiplantae; Streptophyta; Magnoliopsida; Zingiberales; Musaceae. Gene Ontology annotation, biological process: regulation of DNA-templated transcription. The record is from RefSeq and is a predicted model, not a curated record.
UAACGAGAGCCACACGGUCCCAUCACAAAGGCAGCCUCCACAAAGCAAUGGCUUCUCCCCGAAGCCAAACUCCUGGCGAAGGAAGGCGAGGAGAGGAGUCUUCUUUGGGACUCGACUGGUCUCGGCAUGGCCAUCGAUCCCGUUCCUGCAUCCCCAUGCCAUCAUCCCACUCCCUCUCUCUUCUCACUAUAACACCCUAUCGUUUACAGCCGAAGGCCCCUCACUAGCCCCCUUCUUUCACGGACUCCGAGAAGAGCGAGCGAGCGAGCGAGCGAUCGAGGCAGGGAGGGACAGCAGAGAGAACCUUUCUUUCUUCUCCGCCUGCCCUUUCUCUUUUUCUCCUUCCUACUAAUAGUUGUGAUGAAGCAUCCCAAGGCGCUCACUGACUCGCCUCAGCAGCAGCAGCCCCUCACGCACCACCACUUCUCUCUGACUUCCAAACCCCUGCUCGACUCCUCCCCCACCGUCGAUUCCAACAACGUCUCCGUCGCCGCCCUCUACGACGAGCCCACCUCCGUCCUCGACCACCACCUCACCUCCAGCCCCGCCACCGCUCCCACGGCCGCCCCCACCGCCGCUGCAUCCGCCGCCGCCGCCGACCUCCCUUUCCUCUCCUGGGCCGGCGGAGGCGACGCUCACCACCAUCACCCCCUCCUCUCCUCUGACGACUGGGACACAGCCUCCUUGCUCUUCGCCGAAAGGUGCGAUCUUCCCCCCUUCACCGAUGACUCCGAUCCCCAGUUCCUCGACGCGCCCUUCGACCUCCCCUUCGACCCCUUCGCUGCGGCCGCCGACCACGCCAUCCCCUCGCCGGCCUCCAGCUUCGACCGCGCCCAGCUCGACUUGCUCAUCAGCGCCGCCCGUUGCCUGGAGGCCAACGACUUCGCCACGGCGCACGUGAUAUUGUCGCGGCUCAAUCACCAUCUUCCCUCCGCCGGUGCGUCCCCUCUCCUACGUGCCGUCUUUCUCUUCAAGGAGGCCCUUUUAGCGCUGCUUCGCCCGUCCACCGCUGAACCCCUGCCCUCCGCUGCCGAGCUCGUCCGCCACAUCGCCGCCCACAAGGCCUUCGCCGACCUCUCCCCCGUCCCCCACUUCGCCACCUUCACCGCCACCCAGACCGUGAUCGAGGCGCUCGAUUGCGGCGCCCGGUCCAUCCACCUCAUCGAUUUCGACCUCGGCCUCGGCGGCCAGUGGUCGUCCUUCGCGCAGGAGCUCGCCGGGCGAAGCCGCGUCUCGCGCUCCUCGCCGCCGGCCGUGCGUAUCACCGCCGUGGUCGCGGAGGAGUCUGGAGAGACGGUCCUGGCGGCGGACAACCUCCGCGACUUUGCCCGCGGCCUCAACAUCAGCCUCGCCGUCAACUUCGUCCGCGUCGGAGGACUCGGAACGCUCGCCCUCAGCGGGUUCCGCCUCGCCGGCUCCGGAGAGCCCACGGCCGUCGUCCUGACACCCGCCAUCUUCCGCCUCCUCGGCUGCGGCGCCGCCUCUCCGGAUACCGCCGCCGCUCUGCUCCGGUUCGUCCGCCGCGUGUGUCCGCGGGUGGUGGUGUUCGUCGACACGGAGGGGGGAUCGGGCGGCCAUCCCCCGCCGUCGCUGCGGCGUACGGUGGCUGCAGGGGUGGAGCACUACGCGACCGUGCUGGAGUCGGUCGAGGCGGCAGCGGCGGAGACGGGGGCGAGGGAGGACGCGGUGCGGUGGGUGGAGCGGGCGGUGAUGCGGCCGCGCGUGGCGGCCGCGGUGGGUGAGUGGGCGGCUGGGCUGGGCCCGUGGCGGGAGCUAUUCGCGGGCGCCGGUUGGUCGCCCCUCCCCUUCAGCGAGUUCGCGGAGUCGCAGGCCGAGUGGCUCGUCCGGCGCACUCCCGUGGGCGGCUACCACGUGGCGAGGCGGGAAGGCGGCGCCCUCGUGCUAAGCUGGAGGGGGAGGGAGAUGGCGUCGACGUCUGCGUGGCGGUGCUGACUCCUUCCCGUCUCUUCUUUCAUCGAUGUCGAUACUAUCGAUUAGGCUGUGUGGGGUGUUUGGCUUUUGUUGUCACCGUAUGUUUACUUCCAUUUCAUUUCUUUUUCCUGUGGCCUUAAUUUAACAGCUGAUUUGGCUCAGCAAAAUAGACCGUAGGGAGACCAAAUAGGCGUUCCCUGUACUUUCUACUA